AUGUCGUCGUCUCUUGUGGAGACCCGGGACCGGCGCCGCCGCAGGCUCGGGAUCGACUGCGUCGGCCGUGUCGUGUGGCGGCAGUGGGAGCCGAACAACGAGUACGUGAAGAAGAUACGCAUCCUGAACGUCGACUCGCGGCCGCAGACGGUCAAGUACGAGCAGCCGCUGCGGAGGAAAGUCUUCCUGCUGGACUUCCCGGAGCCGGUGACGCUGAGCAGCGGCAUGAGCUUCGACCUCGAGGUGCGCUUCUGCCCGACGGAGCUGGUGGGGCUGCAGGACGCGGUGCGGGUGACGGUGGCGGGGCGCGGCGGCUUCACGGUGCGUCUGGAGUGCGAGACGCCGUACGCAAAGCUGCUGGUGCCGGCGCAGCACGACUUUGCCUACGUGGCGGUGGGCAGCACGGCGACGCACACCGUGACGAUGAAGAACUCCGGCACCGUCGCCGUAAAGUUUGAGUGGUGCGUCACGGCGCCGUUUGCGAUUUUGCCCGGUCGCGGCCGCCUCGGCGAGGGGGAGUCGGUGGCGCUGACGCUCUCCUUCGCCCCGGCGGAGGCCUGCGCGCUGGUGGCGCAGGCGGUGUGCAGGAUGGCCGACAACGACGAGGCGCUGGCGACGAUGCGGCUGUCGGGGGUGGGGAAGUACCCGUUCAUCCGCCCCGCCGGGCCGCCGGCGCCGGGGCGGGACGGCAGCACGCUGCUGCUCGACUUUGGCCGCCUGCUGACCGCCACCUCGCAGGGCAGGGAGUUCAGCCUCGAGAACCCCGCCAUGGUGGACGCCGCCUUCGCGCUGGAGCCGGCCGACGGCGCCGUCGUCCGCCCCUUCAGCAUCACGCCGGCCACCGGCGUCAUCCGGCGCGGCGCCACGCAAAGGUUCAGGGCCGUCUUCGCCCCCGCCGUGUCGGGCGUGACGAGCGUGGGCGCCUACCGCAUCGCGACGCCCACCGGGAACGCCGUUUCGCUGCAUCUGCGGGGCGUCGCGCUCGCCCCCGCCGUGCGCACCUCGACGAGCACCAUCGACUUCGGGGACGUGCGGCUCGAGGAGGACGCGUGGACGCCGCCGCCCGACGCCGAAGGCCGCCGCGGCCCCCAUCAGCGCUUCUUCUUCAUCAAAAACGCCUCGGAGGAGGCGCAGCAGUUUUCCUUCUUGCCCCCCGCCCCGGGCGCGGUGUUUGUGGUGGAGCCGGUCUCGGGCGAGCUGCCGGCGAAGGGCGCGGUGCGGGUGAAGGUGGAGUUUCACCCCACCCACCCCAUCAACUACCUGCGCCGGCUGCUCAUCCUCGUCCGGCACUCGGAAAGCCUCUUGUACGUCGACGUCUUUGGCACCGCAUACGACGCAGCCAUACGCCCCCUGCCGAUGAAGGCGCGGGAUGUCGAGGCCUUCUUCCUGCGGCACGAAUACGGCCUUGCGGGGGCGCAGCCGGAGGAGCUUGCCGCCAUCACGGAGGCGCUGCGCACGGGCCGCUCCUACGAAGACCUCUCCGGCACCCCGCCGCCCGCGGCGUUGACGCCGCAGCUGCCGCUACCCACGCAAACGGAGCCGCACAGCCGCCCCGCGCGGCGACGCAAAGGACGGUUGGACCUCUCGUACUUAACGGCGCCCUUUUCCGCGGGCGUGCCUUUUUGCAUGGAGGCCGACACACUUGUGUUUGCGCCCGAUGGCGGUGAGUCGCGGCGUGUCUUGGUGUACAAUAGAACCAACAGCGUCGCCACGGCGUACUGGUGUGUGCCGGGCGGCUGCGCCUUUUCCGUCUUGCCACUGCAGGAGGACAUCCCGCCCCAGGCCUCCUACGCCUUCACUGUGACGAUGAACCCUUAUGCCUGCGCGGUCGCCGCAGAUCAGUUCCUCGAGUGCUACGUGAACUUUAGGCAGAUGCGCUCCUUCCGCCUCGUGGAGGACGGGGCCUUUACCCCGCCCCACUUCUUCACUCUGCGGUGCCAGCGGGAGCUGACGACCGACGCCGCCAACGCCGGCACCCUCGCGCCGCUGGUGCACGUCAGUCAGUCCGUCACCUUCCCGGCGUGUCGCCCGGGCGACGUUGCGCACGCCGUCCUGGACCUGGAAAACCGAGGCGAGGUGGCGAUCAUGUUUGCCGUCGGCGUCCACGUCGAUUCCUUGGAGCCGAAAGGCGAGGUGAAGGAGGACACGCCCAACCGGCAGCUUGUCUUUAUUGACCGGAGGCAUGGAGUCAUGGCCCCGCACCAGCGCCUCCCUGUGGUGCUGUCGUUCUUGCCAACCGUCGCCGCACGAUUCCGCGGCCGGGCGGCCAUCACUCUCAACGGGAGCCCGCGGGACGUGAUUGAGGUCGCCCUCUGCGGUGAAAGCUUCUCGCCGGAGCUGGUCAUCGAGGACAGCUCCAUGAUUGUCCUGCGCCCGACGUGUGUCACGGGGGAGACGCGGCGGCAGCUACGCAUCUCCAACCCAACCUGCAUCCCGCUUACCUUUGACGUGCGUCCUUCGACGGAGCUUGCGAGUGUGCUGCAGGUAUGCCCCACCUUCGGCGUGCUCGGGGCCGGGCAGGAGAUGGAGCUGACGCUGCUCUUCACCCCGGCCGAGGCAACCGUGUACGAGGGACGUCUCAACUUUUGCAUCUCUAACCGUGACACCGGGGAGACGACCUCCUCACGCGGCGGCGGCGGCGGCAGUAGUGCAUCGGAGGCGGAUCAGAAGCGUCUCAUCUCGUGCCCGUGCACGGCUGAGGGUCACUACGCCAUCGUGGAGGUGGAGCCGGUGAAUAUGGAGCAUGAAGGCCCCGCCCUGCGUGAGAAGACCUUUGAGUGGACCAUCUACAACAGCAGCCUCUGUGAGGUGUGCUACGAGGUGCGCUGGAUCGCGGCGCGAGAGACGACGCAGCACCAGGACCACGGCGCCCCCUCCGUGCAGUUGACGCAUAACGCGAGUGGAACACUGGCGGCGCGCUCCCACACCGUCGUGCUCGUGACGCUGCGACCCCAGACAGGGUACUCGGAGUACAUCUUAUACACGCUGGUGGCCGGGAGCGGGGUGCCGCUGGGUGCGAUACCGCACCCCACAAGUCUGCAAGAGGUGCGCCAGCACCCACAUUGCGUGGUCCGGCUGAACGGCACGCGGCCGGCCGUCCAGAUAACCGACGUCCGCUCCAUGGAGCAGCACCGGUCGCAGUUGUGGUGUCAGCUGGCGAUCAACAGCGUCAAUGCGGUUCUUGCGGCAGCUGUGCAGGCAACCGACCUGGAGAUUGACUCCUUCGCCUUUUUGCAGUACAUUCGCGGGCUUGAGCCGAUAUUUAUGGACGUGGGCAUUGGCAGCGCCUACAGCCCACGGAAGGAGAUCCUGCUCUGCUUUGAAAACGCAGGAACCUGCCCCGCCUCCUUCCGAUUUUGGGACCCAACCGAGCACGAAGGGGGCAACGAGACGUGGUUCCUCGACGAUGAGGAGCUGGAGGACGUGCAACAAAUACUCUGCGAGCGUCUCUUGGAAAUCACGCCGCGGAAGGGCACCAUUCCGGUGGGGGCGCAGCAGGUGGUUACCGUCACCUACCACCACACUGUGGUGGGCGAGCACUCGCUCCCGGUGCUGCUUCGCCUUGACGAGGGCAAGAAGGCGCUGCUGGUGCUGGAGGGCCGCACCGUCGCCGCUGACGCCGGCGCACUGGCCUUUCACCACCCGUCUGUGUACAACCUCCACCCAGUGGCCCUGGGCGACCUGGAGCCCCCGCUACAGACCACCACGAUUGAAAACGUGGCCUCCCAGCCAGUGAAGUACGUUGUGCAGGAGGACUUGACGCAGCGGGUGGCGGAGAAGAACUGCGGGUUCCCGGUGUUUCAGUGCCUGAACCCCACCGGCAUGAUCCCUGCGGGGGGCUCGACGCAGCUCAACUGGUACUUCCGCCCGCUAGAGGCGCGAACGUACCGCCUGGACGUCGCGCUGCGCACGCUGGACGGCGAGGACUACGACGUGCAGUUCGUGGGGCUUGGCUACCACCCCAAGAAAGAGGCCCUAGAGACGACGCGCGCCUUGAUAAACGACGCCUUUCUGCCCAUCCCCGCCGCCCCCGCGCUUUGGCUCCCCGCUGAGAAGUGUCCCCUCGCCCUCUCGAUGGACGUGAUGCGUGUCGGGGCCGCCCCGAGUUUUUCGCUGCACCGCCGCUUCUGCUACCUCGAGAACAGGCACCCGCGCCACACGUACUCGUUUCUGUGGGGCACCCGCCUGGAGCCGGGGAGCUCGACCGUCACGGUGACGCCCGCCGGCGGGGUGCUCGGCCCGGGCAGACGCCUGCGCUGCCUCCUCACCUUGCACUGUGGCAGCCUGAGCCAGAUUUUGGAGACCGCCAUUUUUUGCCACGUCCGCAACGAGACGCUCGCCGCCGCCGCCGGGAAAAAGCCACGGGGCGUGGGGCCCGCCGCGGUGGAAGACGGAAGCGCCGACGCCGACGUGGGGGAGGUGGACGCCUACGAUGACCCGCUACUCGAUGCCAAAACACCACCCGCCAAGGCCUUUGAGCGGUCGACGUGCACGAAGCCGCGGCCGCCGGGAUGUGGAAAAAAACGCCUGCCGGCAACUGUUCCUCCACCCGAGUAUCAGAGUGUGCGCGUGAUCGCCGCCGCCGCCGCUGCGGCGGCGGCAGCAGCAACAGCAACAACAGCGGCCUCCACAACAAACGCGUCCCCUGCUGCUUCGACGCCGUCGAUUAGAACGUUAGACCCUGAGGACGGACCCGUGCUGGAGCACUCACUUGAAGUCUUGGUCCAGGCGCGGGUUAUGCCGAUGGAGGAAUACCAGCGUCUCUAUGGGAAGCGUGCCUUGGAGCAGUUGCACUUCCCCACACUUUGUCAAAGCUACGUGGACCCCGUCAGGCUUGCGCUGCUGCGCAAACAACGCGUGGAGAGGGUCGGCGCGUACUCUUCCGAUGAGGCCUCCGUGGCGCUGCGGGUGCUGGACGGGCUGCUGCGCGCCGUCAUCGCACGGCCGCUGGUCCGCGCCAGCUUCACGGAGACUGUCAGGGAGCGUAUUCCCUACUACCGCGAGAUGGUGUGGGCGGAUGUAGGCUCUGCUCCUCACCCUAUUGGCGCCUUGGCCAUGUCCAUCAAUCCGUGUGAAUCUAUGGACAAUGGCGCCCAGCCCCCGCGCCUCCACUCCGCCGGGACGAGGGCCUGGGGGCAGACGGACAGUCCGCCCUCCACCGCCCCCGCAGCGCUGCCGACGGAGACGAUGCCGAGCGAUGGCGCCGUGAGGAACAUGCUGGAGGAGGUGCUUGCCGAGGCGACGCUCCAGGCGGUUGGUGCCGUGGCGGAGAAGCUGCAGCUCCCCCGUAGAGAAGCUUCCGGAAAGGCGGGCGGCUGA
Messenger RNA from Trypanosoma conorhini, 5319 nucleotides. RefSeq lists its product as uncharacterized. The transcript has a single exon. NCBI's taxonomy places the organism in Eukaryota, Euglenozoa, Kinetoplastea, Trypanosomatida, Trypanosomatidae. Bases 1 to 5319 code for a protein of 1772 amino acids. The record is from RefSeq and is a predicted model, not a curated record.